This is a messenger RNA of Ilex paraguariensis (yerba mate), 166 nucleotides long. The record is from the annotation of a GenBank genome assembly. NCBI's taxonomy places the organism in Eukaryota, Viridiplantae, Streptophyta, Magnoliopsida, Aquifoliales, Aquifoliaceae.
AUGAAGAGUGGUCAAGAGUUGGAGUUGCCGCCGGGGUUCAGAUUUCAUCCGACGGAUGAGGAGCUGGUGGUGCAUUAUCUCUGCAGGAAGUGCGCUGCACAGAGUAUUGCGGUUCCGAUUAUUGCUGAGAUUGAUCUUUACAAGUUCGAUCCAUGGCAGCUUCCUG